Messenger RNA from Penaeus monodon (black tiger shrimp), 909 nucleotides. RefSeq lists its product as uncharacterized. The record is from RefSeq and is a predicted model, not a curated record. Lineage: Eukaryota; Metazoa; Arthropoda; Malacostraca; Decapoda; Penaeidae. The coding region runs from base 144 to 791 and encodes 215 amino acids. The transcript is spliced from 6 exons.
CGCCAAAUAGAUGUAGGAAGGCCGAGGUGACCUGUGCAUAGAGGGAAGAGCUCAACCACGCGAACGGCAGUACCUCUGGGGACUUCACGAAGAUCAAACGCUUCGCAAACUCUCCUCUGAAGGUAUCUUGGAAGGCAGACGAGAUGCAUAGCCACGGGCGCGUGUUGCUGAGUUUGGCCGUUCUGGUGGCGAGCGCUUCGUCUCACACCCUGCACCUCGGCCGAACCUGUCCUGAGGUGACUCCCUACCCCAACCUCUCCAUCGACAAGAUCCUGGGCGAGUGGUAUGUGAUCCACAUGUUCUCCGAUAUCGUGGAUAACACUUGCCUGGUGUGGAACAUGACUCGUGGAACGGAGCCUGACACCAUCGUCCUGAAGGAGACUCGACAGCUCGCCGUUCUGGAUGUGUUCAACGUGAACCACACUCACGCCAUCUCGGCCGUCAUCGACAUUCCCAACCUUGAAGUUCCGGCGAAGAUGCGCAUCCGCUGGCCUACGUCUAUCACUGGCAAGGCCGAUUUCGUCGUUUUCGACACGGAUUACAACUCUUAUAUGGCUGUAUUCGAGUGCGACCGCGCGGGUCUGCUGCACCGCCGCUCCGUCGCUAUCCUCUCCCGCACCAAGGCCAUUGAUGAGCUCUUCCUCGAUCGGGUGCGCCGUCUCCUGGACACUGCCAAGGUCGACCAUUCCGCUCUCGUUGGUAUCAGCCACGACUCCUGCCGCGAGAUCGGAGAGCACAACUGGCACGUGGACGAGGAGCUGUUCGACAUCAUCCCAGGCACAGACGAGUAAAACCUGUCUGCUUACGCUCACCGUUGGCGGUAGCCGUUAUUAACACAUUUAUUAUUAUUAUUAUUAUUACUAUAUUUAGAGUGGAUGCACAUUGCAAUAAAGCUGUCCUUUUCGGUAU